Molecule: messenger RNA, 972 nt
Organism: Ylistrum balloti
Lineage: Eukaryota; Metazoa; Mollusca; Bivalvia; Pectinida; Pectinidae
Exons: 2
Coding region: 1-972 (323 amino acids)
Biological process (GO): adenylate cyclase-activating G protein-coupled receptor signaling pathway
Cellular component (GO): plasma membrane
Molecular function (GO): G protein-coupled receptor activity
Source: RefSeq, a predicted model, not a curated record
AUGAAGAAUAAAACGCUGUUAAGUGGUUACGAUCUGGACGUGUAUGGACUGGACAACGGUCAGUUUUAUCUGAUACAUAUACCAGCUAUGACAUGUAUUGCCUUGAGUUUUAUAUCGGCAAUAUUAGUUCUUACAUUUUCAUUCAAAUCUCAAAACAUUAAAACUUUUUUCUCUUGGACUAAAAGUGAGCGAUUUGUCGUCUACUUGGCAUUAUGUGACGGGUUGUUCAACAUUUGUCAUACCCUUGACCACGGACAUAUAGUGCUGACCAGGAACCAUGUGUAUCCGCUGGCACUUUGCCAGUUUUAUGGGUUCAUGUUGGCCGAAUUUAUAACAGCGCAAAAUCUGCUCGUAAAUAUCGCUGCUAUCAAUGCCUUUGUCUUGAUAUUUUUUCGGAAGCAUAUCUCUUUCGGGAAAUAUGACUGGAAAUUAUUAUUGUGGACAUUCGGAAUGCCUUGUGUUUGUUCAACUGCUGCAGGUAUUGCCGGACAGCUGGGACCAAAUGGAGCAUUUUGCUAUUUUGAUGGUGUCAAGGGCGUAAUUACCAACAUUUUCUUCACCACUGUUCCUCUCCUGCUCGUCCUAGCCAUCAACAUCAUCAUGUAUGUCCUCACCUGGACAAGAAUCCGCUCCGAGGCCAAGAGGAUCAAAGGCACUGUCGGUAAAAACGCGUCCACAGUGGCGGCAUCUCACAGAGCUGCCAAGUCCAUGUCUUUGUUUGUCAUGGCUUUCUUCAUCCAGUGGUGGGCAAUGGCGUUCUAUGGAGUGUGGCAACUUAUAGCCGAGGUACCACAAGCCAUCUUCCAAUUCGUUACCACGUUCUCCAACAUUGGAGGAAUCUUGAAUGGAAUAGUGUACAUCAUCAUCAAACGAAGGAGGCGGACGGCACCGGCAGAAACGGACGAUCAGACAGUUCAGACACGUGUCUCAGAAAGUAGGCACCCGAGGCCAGGAGUGAUAACUACAGCAUGA